This is a messenger RNA of Oikopleura dioica, 2214 nucleotides long. NCBI's taxonomy places the organism in Eukaryota, Metazoa, Chordata, Appendicularia, Copelata, Oikopleuridae. The record is from the annotation of a GenBank genome assembly.
AUGAUUAUGAGGAGAGCGAGACUACUGGGAGGAUUAUUGCUAAUUACAGUCAGAGCACAGGACCAAUCAAGCAACCUGUGGAAGAAUUGCGAUCCAAAUGGACAGAGAGCUUGCUGCAUUAGCAACUGUAAAUGCUUGUACGAAGAUGAUCAGACCAUCAACAAAAUUGAGUGCACUGAUAAAAAAUUGCGCGUGAUUCAGCAACCAAGUCAGCCUGCUUCGAUCAAAGAAUAUGACCUUUCCCGUAACAAUAUCGAGAGCAUCCCGAGGGACACCUUCAAGGGCAUGCUCUCUUUGGAGACGUUGAACAUUUCCCGGAACUCGUUGUCUUCCCUCGAUCCAGGUUCCUUUUCCGGGCUUUCCCAGACGCUUCGUGUUUUGGACUUGAGCUCAAACAACUUCCAGCAGCUCCCGACUCGUGCUUUCAAGGCGGUGCUCGGACUGACAAAAUUGUACGUUUCGCGCAAUCAAGUGAAGAAACUCGGCCCACUCGAGUUCGCUCCUCUUGGCAAUUUGUCCCUCAUCGACAUUAGUUUCAACCCGGGCGUGGAAGUUUCCGAUGAUGCCUUCAGGCAACUCGAUAAUUUACGCGAUUUAGUCUUCAAAAACUGCAAGUUAACAAAGAUCCCGGAUUUUACCGAUGCCCGCCGCGAAAUUCGCCGUUUGAACUUGGCCGGCAAUAAUUUAGUGAAAAUCACGACGACGAACUUCAAAAAUAUGCGAUUGCUGGAGACAUUGAUUUUGAGGAAUAAUGCGAUUACUUCUAUCGACCAAGGGUCAUUUGAGGGUCUCGAAGCGUUGAAGGUCCUGGACUUGUCGAAUAAUCAACUUACCACUUUGCCUGAAGGUUUAAUAUUUUACACCAACGUGCUCCAAAAGCUGUAUCUGACGGGGAUGAAGUGGAACUGCGACUGCGACAUUUGGUGGCUCACUGAACUCUUCAGCAAGCGGCCGGAUUUGCUCGAAAGUGCAGAUUCAAAACCGAAAUGUGCUCAGCCGAUAAAAUGGCUGAACUAUCCGCUGGACAAGCUGAACGACAAGUACUCCGGAGCCUGGUGCAAGACUAGAAAGUUCUUCGUGAACAAAUUCGCCCGGACAGGUGUCGAAGGCUCGGACAUUCAACUCGAGUGCAAAUCGCUCAGGUCACAAUCAAACGCCCAGCAAAAUGGCCAGAUAAAGUGGUUUGGGCCCGAUGGAAAGGACAUCACCUUACAGUCGCAAAAUUACAAGACGCGUGUUCAAGUAUCCGGCUCAACGCUGAAAAUAAAGAGCUUGCGCAUUGAUGAUAGCGGCACUUGGACAUGCUAUAAUGAAGACACUGAUUACGUCGCGGACACGGAGUUUACCGUCACCCCAGCAUCGGGCGGCCCAACAACAUUAUUCUCGACAUCGACGAUCCGCGCCGUCGAGUCCGUCACUUCUGGCCCGAACGCGGUGCUGAACACCGAGCAGUCUGCUCCCGCCGCCUCGCCUUCUAUCGUCAAAGCCGCCGCGGAAAAUUCCGAAGCAAAAACAAGCAGCAGCGACAGUACUAGCACUGGCGAGCCGCUACGGAGGACGAGGCUCGUGAUUAGUUUAUUUAUUGGUUUGACGGUUGUCUGCGCUAUUGUUUUAAUUGUCUUUUACAAGAAGCGAAGGCGAAAGUCGCACAGAAAUGAUUGGGAAACGCGAAAACUCAGGCCGGAGGAACAAAAUGGGAAUGCAGGAGGAAGGGUUUCUGGACAACAACUGACUCGUUCCUCGAUUUCUUCGCACAGGAAAACUGACGAGCAAAUUCGCCCUCUUCGCCAAUCACCCCCAAUCGACCCCGAAGACGCUCUCGGAACCCCAAUCGGACCGCCGGAGACGAUUUCAAAGAGCAGGAUCGAAAGUAGCGGCGCUGGAACACUUCCUUCCCAGAAAACACGGUCCAAAGCGGAUAUUGCCGAAGAUCGAAGAGAAAAUCGAAAAUUUCAUUCUCAACCGGGAACUUUAGGGAGAAAUGGAAGAGUGAAAGAUAUCGUUCAUCAUUUAGAGUCAAAUCCACCAAGAUGUGUUACGAAUCCCAGCUCGCCAGUGAAAACAACUCCCAAUGGAGUCGCAACUCUUGGUAAUCAUUCUCAAUCGCACCAUGUGUACAGAACGCGAACGCUGAGCAAAAGCGAAAUGGAACAGAAUCUGACGUUUUUGCCCCAAAGCAUCGAAAAACUUCCCCUUCAGGAGACUGCCAUCUGA